AUGCAUGCACCAUCGCAGAUCCAUCAGCUACGAUCAGAAUGCCGCACCACGGCUCGGGGAAAUGGAGGGAUGAGAAGGGAGAGAGUGGUGGAGGGAGAAAAAGGGGGUAAAGGGGGGAGGGAGAGUGAGAGGGCAGGUCAGUGGCUUGUCGACAUCCUUCCGGGACCAAAGCUUCAGACUGACAGGGAGAAAGAGAGACAGAGAGAGGGGGAAUGGAAGAGGAUGAGCGGACAGGCUGGUAUGAUCAGGAUGGAGCAAGAGGAGUUUUUUAUCGAGCCGGUGGAGGGGGGUGACGGAGUGAUAGAGGAGGAGGAGGAGGGAGGAGGAGGAAGGACACACAUCGUCUACCGCUCCUCAGCUGUAAAGAAAGCGCCCAUCAGCAGCACGGCGGCAGACUACCACUCCAGAGAUGCUAGCAGCGGCGUUAACGGUCUGCUGUCCGAGCCACUCAUCACCAUGACAACCCAUAAAGCUGUCACCGGAGAGACAAGAUGUCCGUGCCCUGAGCUAUGUGACCAAGACGUGCCUGUGAAUGAAAUCUACCAUGACCAGUCUUUGGGAGCAAAGAUCAACGUGGUGCUGGUGCGAAUUAUCAUGCUGGGUUACGGCAAGUCCAUGAGUCUGAUUGAACUGGGGAACCCCUCUCAGAGUCUGGAGAACGUGUGUCGUUGGGCAUUCCUGCAGCAGAAGCAGGACACGGGGGACGCCGAGUACCACGAUCACGCCAUCUUCCUCACACGGCAGGAAUUUGGGCCGACGGGGAUGCAGGGUUACGCCCCAGUGACGGGCAUGUGCCAUCCAGUGAGGAGCUGCACUUUGAACCAUGAGGACGGUUUCUCCUCUGCCUUUGUAGUGGCACACGAGACUGGACACGUGCUGGGGAUGGAGCAUGAUGGUCAGGGCAACCGCUGUGGAGAUGAGGUGCACAUGGGCAGCAUCAUGGCUCCGCUGGUGCAAGCUGCCUUCCACCGCUUUCACUGGUCCAGAUGUAGCAUGCAAGAGCUGGGACGCUACCUUCAUUCCUAUGAUUGUCUCCGUGACGACCCCUUCGACCACAACUGGCCAUCGCUGCCCCAGCUUCCCGGUUUGCACUACUCCAUGAACGAACAGUGUCGCUUUGACUUCGGUGUGGGCUACACGAUGUGCACCGCGCUACAAAAGGCGGGCCAGUCAGGAACGCAGUAUCGCACAUUUGACCCAUGUAAGCAGCUGUGGUGUAGCCACCCAGACAAUCCCUUCUUCUGCAAGACCAAGAAAGGACCACCCAUCGAUGGCACCAUGUGCGGGAAUGGGAAGCAUUGCUUUAAAGGUCACUGCAUCUGGUUGACACCUGACAUCAUCAAGCAAGAUGGAAACUGGGGCUCAUGGAGUGAGUUUGGCCAGUGCUCCCGCACCUGUGGUGGAGGGGUACAGUUUCGCACACGCGACUGUGACAAUCCUAGACCAGCCAACGGAGGCCGUACCUGUGUGGGGGCAACUUACCAGUUCCAGAUGUGCAACACCAAUGAGUGCGAGGAUAUCUACAGCGACCCCCGAGAGGAGCAAUGCCACGCUUGGGACCCCCGCUUUGAAAUCCACAGCAACAACAAGCACCACUGGCUGCCUUAUGAACACACAGACCCUAACAAACGCUGCCACCUGCAUUGCAAAUCCAAGGAGACACGAGAUGUUGUCUUCAUGCAGAGAAUGGUCCUGGACGGCACGCGCUGCUCGUACAAGGACCCGCACAGUGUGUGCGUGCGUGGGGAAUGUGAGAAAGUGGGCUGUGACGGUGUGGUGGGCUCCUCAAAGCAGGAGGACAAGUGUGGAGUGUGUGGAGGAGACAACUCCAACUGCAAAACCUUCAAAGACACCAUCACGCGUACUGCCAAGAAACAAGGUUUCCUCAAAGUUCUUGAAAUUCCCAGAGGAGCGAGACAUUUACUGAUCCAAGAGCUGAAAGCAACCUCACACACGUUAGCUGUAAAGAACGUGGCAUCAGGACUGUUCUUCUUGAACGGGGAAAACGAAUACCCAGAAUCCCACUCGGUCAUAGAGAAGGGCGUGGAGUGGGAAUACGAGAAUGACAAAGACAAGGAGACGCUUCAGACCACCGGUCCUCUCAGACAUGGAAUUCUGAUAAUGAUGAAAUUACACGGCGAUGAGGAUGUGAAUUUGUCUUAUAAGUACAUGAUGAACAUGGACAGUGACAGUGCCAUUCAGAACAACAUGCUGGUAGAGGACAGUGCCUAUGAGUGGGCUCCAAAGAAAUGGUCCUACUGCUCCAAGGUCUGCGGAGGAGGGAAGCAGUACCUGCGAUACGGCUGCAGAAGAAAAGUCGACAGUAAGAUGGUCCACAAGAGCUACUGUAACAAAUCCAACAUGAAACCUAGAGGAGACACCAGAGACUGCAACCAGAAGCCCUGCCCUCCACCCAUCUGGGUGACAGGGGAGUGGCAGAACUGCAGCAAACCAUGUGGAAAGACAGGGAUGCAAGUCCGCUCGGUCAGCUGUGUCCAGCCGUCAGAUGACAACACCACGCGCGCCAUCCACAAUAAACACUGCAACGACGAGCGGCCCGAGACCCGCAGAUCCUGCAACCGACACCCCUGCCCCACCCAGUGGAGAGUUGGGCCGUGGUCGCAGUGCUCGGUGACAUGUGGUAAUGGGACCCAGCAGAGACAGGCUCUGUGCCACACCAGGGACAACACCAUCGGCCUGUGUCUGGACAGUAAGCCUGACACCAUCAGAGUCUGUCGCCUGGAUCCAUGUCCCAAGGGCUCAUCAGACCUCAACAAGAACGGCAACAUCCUGAUCCAGUGGCUGUCUCGCCCCGACCCCAACUUCCCGAAGAUCUCCUCACGCCAGCGUUGUCAUGGAGACCGCUCCGUGUUCUGUCGUAUGGAGGUGCUUAAACGCCACUGCUCUAUACCGGAGUUCAAGCGCAUGUGCUGCAAGUCCUGCAGCAGUGCCACCGUUACAGAGCCUCGACCCAACUCUACCUCCACAUCCACCCCCAUCACCUCCAUCCUGCCCAGUGUUACAGCCCCUCCACCCACCAGCACCCUCAGCUCUGACCUCAGCACCAUUCAACCCACCGGAGCUGUCAGCACCACCAUUAUAGCUUCUACCAUCAAUCCCUGGACCACCACUCAUCCUCCUACCACUACUGCCGCUGUUGCUCAUUCCACCUCAUCCCCACUUAGUGCCACACAAAUGACCACCACUCAUCCUCCAGCUGCCACCAGCUCUCCUGUCCUCCCCACUUUCUUAACCAUAACAACUGCCUCAGUUAGUACAACUUCUACCAGUAUUACUACCCAUUCCCCACCUCUGUCUGCCCCAGACACAGACGAGAACAUGGAUCCACAGUUCCAGAGCACUACAAAUAGUCCAACAACAUCUGGUAUGAUAACUACCACACACUCUCCAGAAACAGCCAGUCCAACUAUGACGAAUCCAACAGAAAGCAGUACAAAAACAGACGCCCCACUAAAAUCGAAGCCCAAAAAGAUUCCGCCAAAGAAAAACCCCAAGAAGGUGAUUCCACCAAAGAUCAAACCUAAAAAGAAUACAUUAAAAAAUACUACAAGAAAAGAUGUUCCACCGAAGAUCAACCCUAAAAAAAAUACUCCCCUAAAAAAUACGACCAGAAAAGAUAUUCCACCAAAGAUCAAUCCUAAAAAGAAUACUGCCCUAAAAAAUACGACCAGAAAAGAUAUUCCACCAAAGAUCAAUCCUAAAAAGAAUACUGCCCUAAAAAAUACUACCAGAAAAGAUAUUUCACCAAAAAUUAAUCCUAAAAACAAUACUACACCAAAAAACACUACCAGAAAAUUUGUUCCACCAAAGAUCAAUCCUGAGAAGAAAACAAAGGGUACUCCUACUUCUACCACUGCUGUUCCUCAUUCCACCUCUUUCUUAUUUAUUACGACACAAAUGACCACCACCCAUUCUCCUGCCUCUACCACUGCUGUUCCUUAUUCUACCUCUUCCUUAUUUAGUACAACACAAAUGACCACCACCCAUCCUCCUGCCUCUACCGCUGCUGUUCCUUAUUCCACCUCUUCCUUACUAAGUACAAAGCAAAUGACCACCACUAAUUUGCCUGCCUCUACCACUGCUGUUCCUCAUUCCACUUCUUCCCCACUAACUACGACACAAAUUACCACCACUCAUCCUCCUGCCUCUACCACUGCUGUUUCCCACUCAACCCCAUCCCCACCCAGUGCCACACAAAUGUUUACCACUCAUGCUACAGCUGCCACCAGCACUCCCGUCCUCCCCACUACCUUUUCCAAAACAACUGCCUCAGUUAUUCUAACUUCUACCAGUGUUACUGCUCAUCCCCUAGAUGAGAACACGGACCCACAGUUAGAGAGCACUACCAAUAGUCCAACAACAUCUGGCAUGAUACCUACCACACACUCCCCAGAAACAACCAGCCCAACUAUGACUAAUCCAAUAUUAAGCAGUACAAAAAUAGACACCCUAUUACAAUCAAAGCCCAAAGAUAUUCCACCAAAGAAAAACCCCAAAAAGGUGAUUCCACCAAAGAUCAAUCCUAAAAAGAAUACUGCACUUAAAAAUACUACCAGAAAAGAUGUUCUACCAAAGAUCAAUCCUAAAAAGAAGACAGAUGCUAAUCCAAAACAGAAAACCCCUGAAAAAACAACACCCAAAAAGAUUACCCCACUAAAGAUUACUCCCAAAAAGAAUACCACACAAAAGACUACUCCCAAAAAGACUACAACACCAAAAACAACUCCCAAAAAGACUACCCUACCAAAGACUACUCCGAAAAAGACUACCCCACAAAAGACUACUCCCAAAAAGACUACUCUGGCAAAAACUACUCCCAAAAAGACUCCCCUUGUUAAGACCACUCUCAAAAAGACACCUCCGGUGAAGGCUACUCCUGAGAAAAAAACCAAACCCACGCCCAAAAAGGAGUCUCCCCCAAAGGCCAAUCCCAAAAAGAACAUUCAACCAAAGACAAAAGUUACAAAGAAAGUGCAAAUAAAAGUUCAAAAGAUCCCAAAACCAGGUACCAAAAAUGCCACACAUUCUCAGGCCAAGGUCGAUCAGAACAAGGCUAAGACUAAUCCAAAAAAGAAAACAGUUAAAACAGUUCCCUCAUAUUAUACCACAGCUCCCACUCCAUAUACAAGACCCGAUCAACUGAGAGAGUACUUCUCUUCCACUAUCACAUCCAGCACUAGUGUAUAUGCAACAGCUGCAGGCGGGCCUUUCCCUGAGUCCAGAAUCAAUGUUACGUACAUCAAUAACAACACAGCAACUUCAGAUGAACCUCCACUGUGGUAUCAGGAUGCUUCAGCCAUAACACCCAGCACUUUUGUUGAUGUUGUAACACCAGCUGGAACCGCUAACUUUGAAGAAGUCAGCAUGCCUAGUGGGACGGUGCCAUAUAGUGAUGUCACAAUGACAAGCAGUGGUGAUAUCACAGUGACCAGUGGGACCAUUCCCAGUGGCGAUGACAUCACAGUGUCCUACAGCAACGGGAGAGUGGUCAGUGACACCAUGGUGCUAGACGACGGCUUCACCAUGGUGAUCCCAACCAUCGACAAUGAGGAUAUGAUGGACCUCGCUUCCUCGCCCUGGCAGGACCUGUCUGAAUACAUUCCUGUGAGCAUCCCUGUUCCCACCACAACCUCAGACCCUGCCACACUCUCACCUCCCACCACUAUCACUCCGACAACAACAAAAACAGCCAUCACAACUGUCACCCGACCUCAGCAAAGACCAGAGGAGAACAGUGAGGACAACUCGAUCGAUGGCAUAUACAACAGGAUCAUCGGCGUGGACAACGACAUCUCCCAGAACAAUCUCAUCCCAAAGCGACGGGUCAACCUCCGAGAGAGGACCAAGAACAAACGCAUUCAGGAGCUUCUGGAGGAAAAGAGGAACUUUCUCCUCAGGAUGAAGAGAGGCCACGCAGCAUGAUAGACCAAGCCUUUUCAUUUCUCUUAUAGAGAUGCCCUGUGUAACUCCCUCUGAACUGCCAUGGUGCUUUCCGUCAGGCCUUUCCGCACAAAAAAACUCUCUGUGUCAUAUCACUCGCAUGACAAUCAGGACUGUUGCAGAGAGAAAAUACUGUGGCCAAAUGUUUGAACAGUUGCUUUGAAUAAAGAAAAGCUCUUUAGAGUACAGACUGUUGCAGAUUUGAAGCAAAUCGCCUCGCCUGUGUAAAUACAAUAAUGAGAAACAGAAGGGAUAAAAAGUGUCCAUCCAGUUUGCCAGUUUGACCAGCACUUUACAAAUCCAAGCUUCUAUCCCCCCAAACCACCCACAGUCUUGUUUGUGGAUUCAAUGGUGAUGUAGAUAAGGUAUAAUGUUGUUUGUAAAAUGGUAUUAUUCCUACUGGCACUUAUUGAGCAACGAAAUCUCCGACCUAAAAUCCAAAUCUCCAUUUCCGUAUUACAUCACAGCUAAGGACUGCAGCUCAUUUCCCCACAAACAGAUAACACAGCUUCUGUAGGACAGGAUGAAAAUGUCUCCUUGUUAAGUGGCCAGCACUCUGAAUACCAUACACACGGCAAAUUGGAGCUUUUGGAGGCCUGGAAGUGAUAUGGUAAUGCAAUACAAUCAGAAAGUCAAAGUUCUGUUAUGGUUUAAUUGAAUUGUAUAAAGUUUACACUGCUUGAAUUGUGUUGCCUUUUCCCAAGCAAACGUCUGUCUGACUGCAAAGGGUCUCUCAUCUCUCAGGAAGUUAAGUUACAGUAAUGUUGAGGGACAUUGCCAAACAUGUGGUGCUUCCUGAAUUUUGAUAAUAUAUUUUGAUAUCUCAUUAAGCUAGGUGGAAAAACAAAAUAAGUGAAGAGAAAAAAAAUAUUGAUUGCAUUUUUGUUUUUCUUUUUUAACGGUCAGUCAAGUAUGGUGCUUUUUUUGUAAGUGUUGCUAAAAGCAAUGUCCCUUGGCAUUCUUUUAUGUACAAGAAGUACAUAUAUAAAAUAUAACAAUAGGAUAAAAAAACCUGUUUGUAUUAACUAUCCAAAUAGAAGCUUUGAUGGCCAGUUUGUUUUCUUUCCUAAAAAAUGUUAUUUUUGGUACACUCUGACGUGCAGCAGCUGCAAAAGCAUCUACGGAUCUUUCUGUACAAUAUCUGUACAUAUGAAAAAGAACUUAAUGUUUAAUAUUUAUUAAAGUUUAAGUGCCUGUGGUAUUUUGCAAACUCA
Messenger RNA from Epinephelus lanceolatus (giant grouper), 7175 nucleotides. Lineage: Eukaryota; Metazoa; Chordata; Actinopteri; Perciformes; Serranidae. The record is from RefSeq and is a predicted model, not a curated record.